Messenger RNA from Oncorhynchus gorbuscha (pink salmon), 716 nucleotides. It is a transcript of the gene dap, whose product is annotated as death-associated protein. The transcript has 4 exons. NCBI's taxonomy places the organism in Eukaryota, Metazoa, Chordata, Actinopteri, Salmoniformes, Salmonidae. Gene Ontology annotation, molecular function: death domain binding. Gene Ontology annotation, biological process: cellular response to amino acid starvation; negative regulation of autophagy; apoptotic signaling pathway. The record is from RefSeq and is a predicted model, not a curated record. The coding region runs from base 166 to 489 and encodes 107 amino acids.
ACUUUCCUAUUUGCUGAUAUUUUCUCUGUCCUCAUCAUGCCCCGUUGCCAAACAAAAAAGCCACGUUGACGAACUGGACUGAAGUCUACUGCUGCUGUUUUCCCCAGAAAAAUUGAUCUAAACGAGCGUUUUUCACUCUUCCGAAAUAUAUCAAUUAGAUUACAGAUGUCUUCGCCUCCGAAGGAAAGAAUCGAGACCAAAGGAGGACAUCUCCCGGCUGUGAAGGCAGGGGGGAUGAGGAUCGUGCAGAAGCACCAGGGAGCAGCUCCACCUGAGCCGCCUCCUGUCAAGGACAAGGACGACGAAGAGUUUGUGGAGGAGCCUAGCCCACCAAAGCCCACUGUGGUCGUGUCAGGAGUGGUUACAAAGGGUGAUAAGGACUUCACCCCGGCGGCAGCCCAGGUAGCUCACCAGAAGCCCCAGCCGUCUGUCACCAAGAUGCCCCAGAACCAGCACCUCACCCAACAAAUCCACCAGCCCCGCAAGUGAGGCUACCGCCAAGCUUACCAUCCCUCCGCUAACUCUGCUACAGUUGGCCCCACAAGGCGCCAGCAAUCUUCCCAGACACAGCUCUACGGUCAGUUUUGUAUUUACCCCCCUCCAAUGGUUAAGGAUUUGAGGAGGUGAAACUGAUCCUAAAUCUGUGACUAAGGGCAAGCCAAUGCAACGCAUCAUCAAUGAACCACAUCAGCCAACCUAUCACAGCAGCCUACCGA